Colletotrichum spaethianum is the source of this 801-nucleotide messenger RNA. RefSeq lists its product as uncharacterized. Bases 1 to 801 code for a protein of 266 amino acids. Lineage: Eukaryota; Fungi; Ascomycota; Sordariomycetes; Glomerellales; Glomerellaceae. The transcript is spliced from 2 exons. The record is from RefSeq and is a predicted model, not a curated record.
AUGGCCGACCACAUACAUACCCAGAGCGAGGGUCAGUGGGAACAGUCAGGCCAGUCAGGCCUUGAGGCAGCUCCAGAUCGAUUCUCAACCGCGCCGAUCCCGUACGAUCCCAGCGAGAUGCAAAGUCCCAGGGAGAAGUCAGUGUGGACCUCAAGCCACGCAUACCCCGUUUCCCCCUCUACUCCAUUGGAAAGACGACGAAUUCUUGGCCUUACCGUACCCUUUUUCUGGUGCCUCGUUAUCGCACUCGUCGUGAUUCUAGUUGGAGGAAUCGCCGGAGGUGUUGCAGGGGGUUUGGCAGCACAGAAAGCCAACAGUUCAUCGACUUCCUCCCAAUCAACCGCAACAUCAUCCACAUCCCGUUCGGUACCCACCGGCGUCCGCUCCGCCCCAACCGACGACGGCUGUCCCAACAUCAACCAGACCACAUACACGCCCACUAACGGCAACGGAAACUCAAUGAAGGUUGGCUCUGGCUCAGCCCAGUCCUUCCAGCAACUCUGCGAAGUCAAUUACCCCUCAGGCGCCGCGUACGGAAACCCAGAGCUCUACGACAUCUUCAAGGUAUACGUCCCAACUUUCAGAGAGUGCAUGGAUUUGUGUGCGGCGUAUAACCAAGAGUACAACAACAAUCUUGCCCAAGGCAAUGUUGCAAGUGGAGGGUAUUGCCGAUCUGUCGCCAUGAUCAAGCUCCCUGGGGAGUACUGUUAUCUGAAGAACGGGACCGGCAAGAUGGACACGCAGGGGCAUCCCAAGGAUUUCAUCAGCGCCGUUGUUAUCUCUGGGUUGCCUGAUUUGUAG